AUUGCGUCGGGAGCCACACUUCGUCGUGUGACCUUAUUUUGAGGUCAAUUUUAUUGAGAUUCUGCUGUGCUGGAGUGAAGUUCUACAGACAUGGCAUCUUCAACGAAGUCAAAAAAUACUUGGAUCAGAAGUUUCACCGUCACAGACCCCACCAAACACGAAAAGGGAUUUACUGUUUACAAAGUGACAUACAGGGCGUUCUCCCUGGCAAAACCUGAAGAAAUAGUUGAGACGGUGGUUUGGAAGCGCUACAAUGAUUUUAAGAAGCUGCACAAGGCACUCGCCCAGCUGCAUUUCAACCUACGCAGGCCUGAAAAGUUUCCCGUCUUCGCCAAAGCAAAAUUCUUUGGUCGAUUUGAUGAUGAUGUCGUUGAAGAGAGACGUCAAAGUGCCCUCAAACUGCUGGAGUUUGUGGCCAAAAUCACUCCUCUUACACGCAAUCAUUUCUUUCGGAAUUUCUUCGCGGGAGGAGAGGAGGUCUCAAUAAAUCAGUCCGCGCCGGCACCCAUCCUGCAGCCCAAGGUUCUCCUCCCCAGCCCUUCUAAUGGUACGUCCCAUGCAAGAAGUCCACCCAGGUGUGAUUCGGCAUCUACUACUCCUACCGAGGGGAGAGAGCAGGGUUCCUCAGAGGGGCUGGCCAGCAGCCCAUCUCUGGGCGGGGUGUGGCUUCACAGGCAAAAUGAAGAGGACAUCACAGCCUAUGAGGCGGUUGACUAUGACAAUGACGAUGAUGAUGAUGAUCGGACGACGUUCAGUGAAGAUUCGGUGCCAUCCACGCCACUCCCACAGCUACAAAACAUGUCAUUCUUUGAUCCCCUCUCAGAUACAGAGCCAUCCUCAUCCAUGGCGGAGCUUCCCCCAAUACCCCAGAGCAACAGUUGGUUAUUCCAAGCCAUGGACAUGUGUGCAGUCCUCAAUGAGGACCCAGGGCAAGACUCGCCGGAUGACUCCACACCGGCAGACUCCACCACGGAUCUGUCCACCGACAGCGGUAUCACCAUCAACUUCCCUCAGGGGUUCGAUUCAUCGACCAGUGCUGCCAGCUCCAGAGAGCAGCAGCCAGCAGGCACACCGAUUCCCCCGGAGUCAACCGAAGACGUCAAGAACGAGCGUAACACCAUGGCCAGGGCCUAUCUAAACUGCAUCCGGGCUCAGCAAGCUGCUGAGAGGGACGCUAUGUACUCGGACGGUGGCAUGGUGGACUCGCGCUCUCUUAAUGCCAAGCCUAGAAUGGAUGAGACAGGAGGCAUGGGCGUGGCCCCCGUCACAGUGGGCGGAGAGGAAGACUACCUGUAUCAAGCAGCAUAUCACAUCAGUCUAGCGCUGGAGAACGAGGCUAACGGCAGCUACCAGGCGGCCUUUGACCUCUACAAGUCAGGGGUCGGCGUGCUGCUCAAAGGAGUCAUAGCGGAUGAUAAUAAAACUCGGCGCGAGGCAGUUCGCAGAAAGACGGCUCAAUAUCUGAUGAAAGCUGAGGAUUUGUACAACAAGUAUCUGUCAGCCGAUGCUACCAAUAGCAAGAGAUGGGAGUCUGAGCAACCUGGCAUCGAUGUUGACCCUCGCUCAGCUCACCUCAGAGGCCCUCAGGAGGAACUCAAGAAUUACAAAGUCCUGGGCUUGAUUGAUAGCGUGCUGCUGGUUCUUGACACAGUCACCUAUCAAACGUUUGUCAUUAAGGUAUUGCUGAAAUGUUCAACAGCCACCAAGCGAUCGACCUGUGCGCCGGCCAACUGCAGGUACAUGGUCAAGCCCUACCGAUUCAUCGAGACAGACAACGCCAUCUUCAUCGUCUUGGAGCAUGCCAGCGGAGGGAAGCUAUGGAGCUAUGCCAGCGGCUUCCUGAACCACGGAGCAGAGUCCUCCUACAAUCAGGCCCUGGCUGGCAGCCUGGAGAGGAAGAGCAUCGGCAGUUGCGGGUCACGGAGGUCGCGUCACAGCACGGCCAGCGGCAAAGAGGACAGGAAGCUGAAGGAAGACAUCUACGAGGAGAAUGUGUUUCCCGAGCCGGAGCAUCCUUCACCUCCAACGGAACAGUUUGGAGAUUUUGUUAGCAGCUCUCAAGACGAUGAUGGAAUGAAUGCUUUCACACCGGAUGCAUCCCCCAGUGGGGAAAACAGUUAUGCAAGUCUUGUUAUUGACUAUGGCAUGAAUUCUGCCGAGCCUGCUAUACAGGAUGCGCUAGAAGAAACACAAACACCUCCAGCUGUGGCAGACUCCAUCUCGCGUGAGUUUGCAGAUCUGGACAUCCGGGACACGGAGACAAACUUGAACGAUCUUGCCAACCAGUACUCGCAAUAUGACAACUUCUCUGGACACAGUAAUGUCGGCAAUAGCUUGUUGAGUGUGACUGAGCCGGGAAGAGUCAAAGUUGGUGGAAUGGACAAAGCUACCACAGCCCCCAUGAACUUGUUCAGCAUUGAUAGCCUCGAGAGUCCUGGAAGUGAAUUGCACAGUGCUGGUAGUGCAGACAAAACAGUGUUUGGUUUUGGCUCAGCUCCUUCAACUCCCAAAGGAAGGCCUGAAGAUGCUGAUGGUGUAAUUACCGACAGUCAUCUUCAUAGCAAAACAGGUGCAGCUGAUGCGUCGGCGCAUGGCACUCUUUCCACAUGGGUGGACCACAAUCCUGAGGAUGUCAUUGCGGAUGCCUUGAAGGUCAUGGAGGAUUUGGAAGAAAAUGACCAAGACGAUCUUGAAUUUGGCCUGGCACCUUCAAGCCGCAACCAUGCGCCCUCGGAGUUUGACGAGUUCAAUUCACUGCCUCCCAACGCAAGCCAAGUGCACACCCUGCCCGACACCAGCGGAUUUGCAUCUGCUAUGACCGAUGAUGUGAUAUCUUCAAAGCCUGGUACCGACCUGGCCGAGUUUUUCGACACUGCUUUCAAAGAGGACACGGGGACGUUAUCAGAGUCCAAGACAAGACCCCCUCUUGUCAGGCACAGCGCGAGUAUGUAUGAGAGAGGAACACACAGUGAUACCUCACCGAGACACAGACAGCAUUCAAAUCCACUUGACUUCAGAGUCGUAAGAAGUUCAUCUUUUGAAGAGGGUCAAUCAGGUGACAUUCUGUCAUCUUUGAUGCAAGUCAAGGAUGAGGACCGUGGGGGCUUUGAAUCUGUCUCCCUGCGGGAAGCCAAAGGCACGGCUGUCGAUAAAACUAAGAGUGAGCCCAAUCUUGGAGAGAUGCUUGGUGAAGCGACCUCAAGUGCAACCGUGUUGAGUCAAGAUGGUGGACAAGUAUCCGCUACGCAAUCUGAAAUCACCCCCAACCAACCAAACUUAGAUUUGAGCCUUGCCAAACACAGUAAUCAAUUGACAACAACCCAAUCCCCUGCCAAGCCAACGAACAACUUAUCACCGACGUCAACUCUGGAGGGCUCUGAAGCCAUGAUAUACAGCUCAUGUGAAUCCACUCCCAAACACUCAAUCUACUCCCCAGACUACGACAGCGGCACCGUCAUGGACUCGCCUAACAUGGAAAGUCCAGAUCCGCACUCAGCCAACGAGCAAGAUCUGCUUGGAGGCACUCAUAAAUAUUCAUAUACGAGUGACACAAAGAGUACACUGGGAGAUAACGAUGCAACCCCAACUCAUACCACCAUCCCUCAUCCGGAAUCUACAGCAUCAGCGACAAAAAUCGCAAAACCCAAACCUCGUGACGCACCCCUGCCGUCCCUCACCACCCUGUUUGCCCAAAUGGACGAACAGGUAACGGUCACCAAAUCCAGCACCUUGCCCGAGUCUUGCGUUCGACUCUGGGCCGCUGAGAUUCUCCUGGCCCUUACGGACCUACACGCCGCAGGUAUCAUCUGUCAAGAUCUGCGUCCUGAUAACAUCCUGCUUGCGGAGGGUGGCCAUGUCAGACUCACGUACUUCAGCCAGUGGCAGUAUGUUGAGAGAACGCUAUCCGCCUACGCCAAGGAGUAUUUCUACACGGCGCCGGAGGUGAACGGGAUCUUCAGCGUAACGCCGGCUUGUGAUUGGUGGAGCUUUGGCGUCCUGCUGUAUGAACUACUCACAGGCACGUCUCUACACGGCUGUCAUCCCAGUGGGCUUAGCUCCCACACUCAGCUCAUCUUACCAGACCACGUGUCACCAGAGGCAGCCAGUCUCCUCAAACAGUUACUACAAGUCAACCCAUUGGAGAGACUGGGCAGCCAUCGCGCCGGCGGGGCCGAGGAGAUUCGCAUCCAUCAGUUCUUCAAGGACAUCAACUGGACUAACUUGCAGAAGACAGCUCACUCCUGAACUAUGCGACCAGCAAUCUUGCCCAAAAAAAAA
This is a messenger RNA of Patiria miniata (bat star), 4278 nucleotides long. Its product is annotated as ribosomal protein S6 kinase delta-1-like. The coding region runs from base 91 to 4245 and encodes 1384 amino acids. Gene Ontology annotation, biological process: protein phosphorylation. Lineage: Eukaryota; Metazoa; Echinodermata; Asteroidea; Valvatida; Asterinidae. The transcript has 13 exons. Gene Ontology annotation, molecular function: phosphatidylinositol binding; ATP binding; protein kinase activity. The record is from RefSeq and is a predicted model, not a curated record.